This is a messenger RNA of Bursaphelenchus xylophilus (pine wood nematode), 4382 nucleotides long. Lineage: Eukaryota; Metazoa; Nematoda; Chromadorea; Rhabditida; Aphelenchoididae. The record is from the annotation of a GenBank genome assembly.
AUGCCGUUGGCCCAGACUUUUAAUACUGCGGCGCCAGAACUGGCCAACCGGCCUUACCGGUUCACAAAGAAGACGUCACGAAGUGUAAGAUUGUGCAGAUAUCGUGAUGUGUAUGGUUAGAAUGAUUGUGUAGUUGUGUCAGUGAUUUUUUGCUUUAAUCGGAUUUGUUUUUAUUUCGAUUAUUUUCGAAUCUGCCCGUUUAAAAAGAGUUCCCCUUCAGUUUUGGCUUGAAUCGGCUCCGAAUGAAGCUGAUCCGGACUGUUUUUAAACGUUUUCAGAUGUCCCCCGUUGCUCGGAACCACAAACAAAUCACGACUUGCUUCGGGAUUGGAAAGAAGAUCGAUAACAAGGUAAUAUGUUCGGCCAUUCUGUGCUCGAAAUCCCCGCGGGCGCUUAGGGAAGGUUGCGUCAUUUGUAAUAUUUCCGCUGACGUCAUUCCGAUUAUGCAAAUCACUCCCCCAAAUCGUGUUUUGAAAAGAGUCUACAAUCGCGUGUAUCCAUUCAUUUAAUUCUCUCGAUCUCCUAUUUGCCCCGGGGCUUUCCGUUCUCAUCAUCCGCGAAUUCUCGAUUUUAAAAAAUAAAAAACUUCCUUUCCCAAAAUUGGCAUAAUUAAAGUGAUGGUCUUCCGUCUCAAAGGGCUUUGUUUUACCAGUGUAAGCUUUUCAAAUUGAAUAUAAAAUUAUUUGUAAUAUUCAUUGUUUUACCUAAAAUAUACCUGCUUAGUCGAAUAUCCUGAUGUGUUAGUGCGUAUUUCAGGCUAAUAAGGAGGAGAAGUCUCCCCAUUCAUCAGAAGAGUUUAAUGAUAGCGGAAAUGGAACCUUGGAGGCCAAUUCUUUGAUCGAAACAAUCAAGGAGGCGGAUAUUGACACCGAGUUUGAAGUCAAAGAUUACACCGAAGAUGCCUCCGAACAUCCAAAUGCCUCACAAUUCGAAUUAUUACACAUUUUGGGUCAAGGUUCGUUUGGGAAGGUGUUUUUGUGCAGGAAGAUCAGCGGAUCCAACGAGGGGAAGCUCUACGCCAUGAAGGUUAUGAGGAAGGCAACUUUGAAGGGUAAAUCUGAAAGACUUUCUUGUAUUUUUUAAAAUCUUUGUACCUAAUCUGUGUCUAAACCUUUCGUUUCAGUGACAGAUCGUCUCAGGACGAAACUGGAAAGGAAUAUCCUCGCCCAAAUCAGCCAUCCGUUUAUCGUUCAACUUCAUUAUGGUUUGUUUUUCAACUACUUUGCGUUUUAUUUUUAUUGUUUUAGCUUUUCAAACAGAGGGAAAAUUGUAUCUGAUCCUGGACUUUCUCCGUGGUGGAGAUCUCUUCACUCGGUUGUCAAAAGAAGUUAUGUUUACUGAAGAAGACGUAAAGUUUUACCUGGCUGAAUUGGUCUUGGCCAUUGGCCAUCUUCACAGCAUUGGAAUUGUCUAUCGCGAUCUGAAGCCCGAGAAGUAAGUCCUUCCGUUUUGUGUUUAUUGCCUUAAUUUGAGUAUCCUGCUAGACGAAGAAGGCCAUAUUAAUGUAACGGACUUUGGACUAUGCAAGGAAUCUCUUGGCGGAUCCACCAAGACUUACAGUUUCUGUGGAACUAUUGAAUAUAUGGCCCCAGAAGUUGUCAACAGAAAUGGUCACACAGCUGUCGCUGAUUGGUGGAGUCUGGGGGUAUUAAUGUACGAGAUGCUGACUGGCCGUCUUCCAUUCCAAGGAGAUGAUCGCCAAGAUACGAUGCGACAAAUAUUGAAGUAAUGCUUUUAUUUUGAUUUGUUUACUGUUACAGAGCGAAACUUACCAUGCCUACAUUCUUGAGCCGAGAGGCACAAUCAUUGCUGAGAGCCUUAUUUAAACGGGUACCCGAGAAUCGUCUGGGUUAUGGUCCAGAUGGGCUCCGAAACAUCAAGAAUCAUAUCUUUUUCCAAACAAUCGACUGGAAGAAGUUGGAAGCUCGAGAGAUCCAGCCACCUUUCCAGCCGACGAUCACUUCAGAUGCCACUUAUUACUUCGAUUCCGAGUACACAAAGAAGUCUGCGACAGGUGGGUGUAAUGUAGGAUUAUCUGUGCGGCUCUAAACUGUCUGAUGGAUAAUAUAUUUAUAGUCGAAAUGUUUUCUGUUUUUUUAGAUUCUCCUGCGAUUCCUGCUUCAACGGCCGCACAUGAGUUAUUCAGAGGCUUCAGUUUUGUAGCUUCACAUAUUCUAGAUGAAGAAAACGAUGAAAAUCGAAAAGCAACUUCAAAACAGAUCUGCUCCAGAGUUAUUGAUCAGAAUUUGACUAAAAAGGGCAGCUUUUAUCAUGAUUAUGAGAUCAAGGAAGAAGUGGGUGUUGGGGCGUACAGUUCUUGUAAACGUUGUAUCCAGAAGGCGACUAAUAAUGAAUAUGCUGUUAAGGUAAUUAAAACACAAAUUUUUUGACAGCCGAGAUCCUUGGCUAUGCGAAAAUUGAAACUCUUUAAAAUUCUAAAAAAAUUUCAAAAACUGCCUCCUGAACAUUACAAACAAGUUCCCCAUUAACUUAUUUCAAUUAUUUGUCAUAUCUCGGCAUGCUGUAACUUGACCACAAAUUCUAUAUCGCGGAAAAUAGACUCCUACGAGGACGGCAACCCCAUUGUGUUCUCAAUGCAAAAUUUUUUUUGGUUUUUAUACCCCAUUAAAAAUUGGCGGAAUAGCUUAAAUAUUUUAAUAUUCUUGUGCUGGAGGACAAAUCGUCGGUUUUCUCAAAAACUGGGAACUAUUUUGGCGCUUUUUUAUUUUAUAAUUUGAAAGAAGAGUUCUUUGCGAUUGGAAUGGAUAUAAGGGACGUCCCCAGAAGCUGGAGGCUUUGGGAGCAUCGAUCUACUUGGAAGGUCGCGAGCCCUGCUCCGGGAAUUCUUAAAUGGGCCGAAAUAACUGCAGUUUCUAUUUUUAUGACGAACUUGAUUUGAUUUUUAUGAAAUCCAAGGCACAGUGUAUGAUCAGUCUCCAUAAAAUUUAGCUAUUCAAAGAACAAUUCUUCAAAAGUGGCGUAUUUUUGCGUAAUUGCUAAAAACGUAUCAAAAAAAUUUUCAACUAUUUCAAUCGAGGAUUUGUCCUCCAGUGCGAAAAUAUUCAAAUUUUCAAGCUGCUUCUGCUAAUUUUUAAAGAAACACAGUGGCGAAAGCCCCGUCGUUUCUAGGAGGUCUAGUUUCCAAGAUAUAGAAUUUGUGGUGCAGCACACCGAGAUACGGUAAGUAAUUCAAAAAAGUAAAUGGGAAGGUUGUUUGUAACGCUCAGGAGGCACAUGUUUUCAAAUUUUGUUGCAUUUGAAAGGGUUUGAAUUUUCGUGUUGCCAGUUAGUGACAGGGCGCGAGUGUUGGAAAAAUCGUGUUUUAAUAUUAGCGAAUUGGUAACUCUCUUUCAGAUCAUAGAUAAAUCGAAGCGCGAUCCCUCGGAGGAAGUGGACAUUCUUCUCAGACACAGCCAUCAUCCCAACAUUGCCAAUCUUUGUGCGGUAUAUGAAGACGAUUCCCAUGUGUACCUUGUGCAAGAAUUAUGUAAAGGCGGGGAGUUGUUAGAUCAUAUCAUCAAUAACAAGUUGAACGAAAGGAAGGUAGCCGCCAUUAUGAAGACGUUAGCAACGGUGCUUUCAUAUUUACAUUCCAAUAUGGUAGGUGUCGCAUCUAUGGCUAAUAUAAUUUCAGGUGGUUCAUCGAGAUUUGAAGCCUCAGAAUAUUAUGUUUUCGAAAAAGCACUCUGAUUCCGUAGAAGAUAUAAAAUUGAUUGAUUUUGGAUUUGCCAAGUUGCUUCGAUCGGAGAAUGGAAUGUUGAUGACUCCCUGUUACACUGCGCAAUUCGUAGCUCCGGAAGUGCUCAAAAGACAAGGAUAUGACAUGAGCUGUGACGUCUGGUCCCUCGGAGUCUUAUUGUUUGCUAUGCUCAGUGGGUAAGUGAAGCGUUCAGAUGUCUUGUAUUAGAGCUUUAACCUUCGGAAUUACUGUAUGCUCGUUUAGGGAAACCCCCUUUUCUACUAGUGCUACAGAUGAGCCUUCGAAAAUCCUGCAACGUGUCGGUGAGGGAAAGUUUACCAUGUCGGGACCCAGUUGGAGCAAGAUCUCGGAUUUGGCCAAAGAUUUGGUAAUGCGAAUGCUUCAUGUGGACCCGGGUCUUCGUAUCAGUGCCAAGGAAAUUGUGAUUCAUCCUUGGCUCAAUCAGAAUAAUCAACCAACCACUGAUCUGGUAUAUAAACUAGAUGCCACACAAGUGAAGGUGAGUGUUUUAGUUGUUUUUUAUCGAUUAUUAACCUUUUCAUUCCAGAAAAACCUUGACCGAACUUUCAAGGCGGUGAUGGGAAGUAAUCAAGCCAUGCCUCUUUGUCCCGUAAAUGCCUCAGCCUUGGCCAAAAGGAGAAAUCAACGGCCAAAAAGUCUCUCGGAUUCCCACGACUUUUAA